Acaromyces ingoldii is the source of this 595-nucleotide messenger RNA. RefSeq lists its product as hypothetical. Lineage: Eukaryota; Fungi; Basidiomycota; Exobasidiomycetes; Exobasidiales; Cryptobasidiaceae. The transcript is spliced from 2 exons. Bases 51 to 551 code for a protein of 166 amino acids. The record is from RefSeq and is a predicted model, not a curated record.
CGACACCAUCCCCACAACUGUCACCCUCCUCAAUACGCAAAGAAGAGGAAAUGAGGUUCGCUCUCUUUAUCGUCCUGGCGAUGAGCUUGCUCUUUAUGCUGACGUCGGCCGCCCCCGUUGGCUCCGGUCAUUCUGGCUCAAGCUCCGGCCAUUCUGGCACCAGCUCCAAUGACAUGGAUCCGCUUCAGGCGCUCCUUAAACCUUUGCAAUAUGACUACGGCCAAGUCUUCAAGGACCUUAGGAGCAAGCACUACACUGCACGUUCGUCCAUGUGGGGCCAUUACCGCAAGUAUGAGGUCUUGAAGGACACGGCAUCAGCUGAAGCCGACGAGGAGCGCACGAAAGGUCAAGAGGCUUACAUGGAAGGAGAAGAUGCUCGCAAGGAGCUUUUUAAAGAGGCUGAGAGGUUGUGCAAGGUGAUUACAGAUCAACAUAAAGGAGAGAACAACAGAUCGGAGAGAGCGAAGAUCGGACCCAAGAUGAGCGAGAUUGGAUGGCAAGUGCAUUUCUACAAAGAAGUAGAGAAAAAUCCCUUCGAUUCGACUCAUUAAAGUCGUGCUACACUUGAUAACUGCCUUGUAAGCGAGGAGACCUA